AUGAUACGGAUACCAGGCAAGAAACGCGCUUGGUGGCAGCUGGCUGGCGCCCAGGUUGUCUUAGGUUGUGCUAGCCCGCCUGGGUUGUUGAUAAUGUGGAAUGAGAAGAGUACUUUUUGCCAAGUACUUUGCGUGUUGUGGUACGUAGACCUAAUGAUAUUCCUCUCUCACAGAUUAGUUGCACCAUGCCGGACGCCUGACACCGAUAACCGACAUAGAGUACCGAUGCCGAUGCAUGAGUCUGAUAGUUCAAGGUCUAAAUACCUUGAGAGGGGCGAAAGGGGCAUCGUUCAGAGAUAA
This is a messenger RNA of Colletotrichum lupini, 300 nucleotides long. RefSeq lists its product as uncharacterized. NCBI's taxonomy places the organism in Eukaryota, Fungi, Ascomycota, Sordariomycetes, Glomerellales, Glomerellaceae. The coding region runs from base 1 to 300 and encodes 99 amino acids. The transcript has a single exon. The record is from RefSeq and is a predicted model, not a curated record.